AUUGAAAGCAAUCGCUGGCUGAGAUAUGUGAUCGCCGAGGUAGCGUUCAAAUAAUCAACAUAUGGAGAAAAGGGAGAUGCGUUUGUGGCCAGUUCGAUUGUCAGGGGAGAAAAGCGAACGGCGACAUGACGUGCAGCCGCAUUGAAGGGACGUAGCAGACGACAGCUCCGUAGUGUCGUGUUUAAUAAUGUCUGUGUUAGUAUUAAGCACAUAAAGUGUUUCAUAUUAUGUUUAAAACUGUUUUGACAUAUUUCACACAAGCGUACGCUCAUUUAAAUUAUGAUUUGAUCGGCUUACUGUCACGUGACCUAACGGACCUAACGUCAACAGCGUUGUUGUGUUGUCAUGGCUAUCAUGGCGCGUUGGUAACCUCUGCCGCUGUGAUGUGCUUGUGAUAACUGCAUACGGCAAACUGAAGACGAAACCUACAAGACUAGUAAUUUUCGGGUGCCACUGUUGGACCCGUGCAGCACAAUGACUUGUUUUGAUGUCUCGUAAGAGCUCGCUAACAAUUCCAUGCCUGGCGCUUCAACGGUGCAUCUUCACCGCAUGCAAAAAUGUGGUCUCCGAAAUUUCUUGGGCGUUCUCCUCGUGAGUGUUUUAAGAACAGCAGGGGAAAGUUUUUGCACCAUGACAGCUAUUCCGGUUGGAUUAUUCUCUAGCAAGGUACUAGAGGCAUGGAGCAAGUUUAGUGGGGAAGCUGGGAGCCUAACUCAACAAGAUCUCUUCCCAUUGUUUCACACAUUGGAGAUCUACCCAACUGAAUCACAAGUUCAUGAAAUGUGGCAAUGUUCUCACACCCAUAAUAGCACUUUCACUGUGGGAAGCUUCUGUUUCUUCGCUUCGGAAAUGAAAUAUGCGCACGAAAGACGGUUAUCCAGAUCCCAACCUCUCUCAAAGUCUGUAAAGGAUGUACGUAAACUUCUCAUGAAAAGGAGGUCAGAAUCUGUGGAGAGCUCGUAUGAUGUUUUCCUUGGCGGUUCUUGCAAUCCCACCACAUGGAGGAAAGAUGUUGCUAUACCAAAACUCAAAUCAUAUGGCAUCUCGUACUACAAUCCACAGGUGACUCAGUGGAUACCUGAACUGAUUGAACUUGAAAAUCAAGCAAAAGAGAAUGCUAAAGUCAUGAUGUUUGUUAUUGACAACCAGACGAGAUCAGUUGCUUCUAUGAUAGAGUCGGCUCAUAUAGCGGGCACCCGACGCAAGCUGAUCCUUAUCCUCACCGAGCAGUCACCGCCAGGCAGUCUAGUGCUGGGUGAGCCUAUCUCGGAGAAGGAGUACCGGGACCUGCAGCAGGGCCGCAACUACUUGCGGGACUUAGUGGAGAUGCGUGGCAUACCCGUCUUCCAGAGCAUGUCUGAUGCCCUGGAGGUGACCAAUCGCUGCCUCAAAGAAGAUCUCUGGCCUCAGGAUAUCCGGGGCCGCCAGGACCUUGUCCAAGUGCCACACCUCGCCCUUGGUGACAAGUACCUGAAGGUUCAAGAAGCAUUCAAGAGCUUCUCUUCAGAUGACGGGAAAGUUCGCAUAAGAGAUGUUAAAAUGGCAUUCAAGGUGCUAACAGCAAGAGAUCUCCCGCAAGAAUGUUUGGAGGUACUCAGAAGCAACCAGCAGCCUGCUGUGGCAGACACCGUGGUUGAAGGGGAUAUGGACGACAUUCCCAUCACAUUUGAUCAGUUCUGCCUCAUCCUGUCAGAGUUCAAGCAUCAGGCCAAAAAUGGCACCUGGCUUACAGAGUUCCUAACUUCCAUCCAGCGUCUCUUCAGUCAAGUAUAUGAUCGCAUUGUUCCAAGGUCUGCUCUUUCUGGUGGAGUAACAGAUGCCCCAUUACCACCCUACUGGAGUCAUGUUUACCUUGGAGGCUCCACGAAAGACUGUAGUUGGAGAGAUGAGAUCGCCAUUCCACUUCUCAAGAAACAUGGACUGACACAUUCCAUCCCAUUCCGCUCCCCUUGGAAUGCUCGCCUGAGUCCACUUGAAAUGCACAUCAUCAACAGUGCUCAAGUUUUGCUCUUCGUCAUCACCAAAACUGCACGCUGUGUAGCCGAAAUGCUAGUGGCUGUGCACUACGUUGGCCAAGGCUGCAACGUCGUCCUUUGUAUUCAGUACCUGGAAAGUGAUGUGGUCAUUGAUGGAGAAAAGCUCUCCGAACUGGCAGUUAAGGACUACAACCGUGGACGGAUGUACCUCUCGGACUUGGCGACACGAGCUGGGGUUCCUGUGUUCAGUGACAUAAGUGAGGCUGUACUGUGCGCUGCAGAAAGGUGCUGAAGCAACCGGAUCUGACAACAGUUGUUCCAAAUGUCCAAAACCAGCCCCUUCAUGCUUCACCAUUUUUAAUUUUGACAGCGCUAUCAGAGUUGCAGUCUGUUUGCCUUGAGCUGUCUUGUAAAUGUGCUCAUCGAGAAGUGAAACUGAGAACCAUCAUGGUAGUGUAAAUAUGAACAUGCUGAAGUCUGUAUAGUCAUUUGUACAGUUUCAUUCCUGCAAUUCACACAAUGAAAACAUUGCAGUCAUACUCAAAAUAAAGUGCAUUUAACAGUG
Molecule: messenger RNA, 2541 nt
Organism: Dermacentor silvarum
Lineage: Eukaryota; Metazoa; Arthropoda; Arachnida; Ixodida; Ixodidae
Gene: raw
Exons: 17
Coding region: 517-2268 (583 amino acids)
Cellular component (GO): plasma membrane
Source: RefSeq, a predicted model, not a curated record